Messenger RNA from Bufo bufo (common toad), 2803 nucleotides. RefSeq names its product serine/threonine kinase 11 (gene STK11). Gene Ontology annotation, cellular component: cytoplasm. Lineage: Eukaryota; Metazoa; Chordata; Amphibia; Anura; Bufonidae. Gene Ontology annotation, biological process: intracellular signal transduction; establishment of cell polarity; protein phosphorylation. The transcript is spliced from 10 exons. Gene Ontology annotation, molecular function: protein kinase activator activity; protein serine/threonine kinase activity; ATP binding. The record is from RefSeq and is a predicted model, not a curated record. Bases 249 to 1529 code for a protein of 426 amino acids.
UUAGCUGUCUAGGAUGUAGCAUCUACCGUGAUGAUCCUACAGCAGGAAUCCCUGGGAGUUGGUGUCAGGAGGUGACCGUUCUGCCUGCAUUGUGCCACCCCAGGCACAGGGUCAUCCUGUGAGUAUCUGGAGGCAGCAUUAGCCUGGCCUGAGGUCUUCUGAGCUGUUUUGUCAGGGCGUGACUUCCAGUGACAACAUUGCUCUAAGCUGUGACACUACUGUAAGGGUCAGGCUUGUGCCAACCCAGUAUGGAUGAGGAGGAGUCUCAAGACAUUGGGUUCUUGCCAGACCUGGCAGUGGGUAUGGACACGUUCAUUCACCGUAUAGACUCCACUGAGGUUAUAUACCAGCCACGCCGAAAACGUGCAAAGUUGGUGGGGAAAUACCUAAUGGGAGACCUGCUGGGUGAGGGCUCCUAUGGCAAGGUAAAGGAGAUGCUGGACUCAGACACUCUGUGCCGCCGAGCUGUGAAAAUCCUCAAAAAGAAGAAAUUGCGGAGAAUCCCGAAUGGAGAGGCGAAUGUCAAGAAAGAAAUUCAGCUGCUGCGGCGCUUAAGGCAUCGGAACGUCAUUCAGCUGGUGGAUGUUUUAUACAAUGAAGAGAAGCAAAAAAUGUAUAUGGUGAUGGAGUACUGCGUGUGUGGGAUGCAGGAGAUGCUGGACAGUGUACCAGAGAAACGAUUUCCCAUCUUUCAGGCACAUGGGUAUUUUUGCCAGCUUGUGGAUGGUCUGGAGUAUCUCCAUAGUCAAGGUAUUGUGCAUAAAGAUAUCAAACCUGGUAACUUGCUGCUCACAACAGAUGGGACGCUCAAAAUCUCAGAUCUGGGUGUUGCGGAGGCCUUACACCCAUUUGCUGAGGGUGAUACUUGCAGGACCAGCCAGGGGUCCCCAGCCUUUCAGCCUCCAGAAAUUGCAAAUGGCCUGGACACCUUCUCAGGGUUUAAAGUGGACAUCUGGUCAGCAGGCGUUACCUUGUAUAAUAUCACUACUGGGCUGUACCCUUUUGAAGGGGAUAAUAUAUACAAACUGUUUGAGAAUAUUGGAAAGGGAGACUACUCGGUUCCAGAAGAAUGUGGGCCGCUGCUGUCUGACCUGCUGAGGGGAAUGCUGGAAUAUGACCCAACCAAGAGGUUUUCAAUACAGCAGAUUCGUCGACACAACUGGUUCCGCAAGAAGCACCCGCAGUUGGAUCGUCUUGUACCCAUUCCCCCUAGCUCAGAAACCAAGGACCGCUGGAGAAGCCUGACAGUUGUGCCUUACCUGGAGGAUCUACACGGGUAUAGUGAGGAUGAAGAUCUUUGUGACUUGGAGGAUGAAAUAAUCUAUACUCAAGACUUUACAGUUCCAGGGCAGGUACCUGAAGAGGACAUGUUUGCACAGACACAGGCCACUGGACCUACUAAACAGCUAUGUAUGAAUGGCACAGAGAACCAGCUAAAGUCAGAAAGGAGAGUGAGCUCUGCAUCCCAGCGCAAGGCUAGCACAUCAGGGGGCAAAGUACGUAAAUUGUCAGCCUGCAAACAACAGUGACCGAGGAGUCUACGCUGCAAGUGAUCCGUUCCUGCAGCCUCCUCCAAAUUUCACCCUUGAGAGAUUGUACCCAACAGAUGCUACAGCCGAACUGCUGCAGUAAAGGGAAAUGCCCUUUAAUUGUUCUCCUCUCCCCUUAUCCCUUCUGGACCUCUAGGACUUGCACAGUGUCCAGCAUCUGCUGCACUUUAUGACUUGAACUUACUUCUUGCUCCACUUUGUUUGUCUGGCUGCAUACCAUAUGUAUUAUACAUAAAAGAGGUGGAGAGCCCAUCAUCAGCCCUAUCUGAGCCCUCAUACACAAUAAAAUGCAAAAGUGGGGAAGGAAAGGGAGCACCAUACUCCUUUAUCCAAACCCAUCAGUUGUGUGUGCGCAUUCGGAGAAAAGGAGCCAUGUGUUACCUACCACGGGUUGUUUAUUUUCUCCUUAGUGAUUAAACGUUUAUUUGGUUUCCACUAGUUUCUGGUUCCUGAGCGAUGGGUAUGAACCAAAGGUGAUGACUGACUAGCACGCGAUGGCGGGCUGGUAGUUCAUAAAAAACACUCCUAGAUGUUGCUUGCUACAUCUUACAAACUUGAAAGGUGUAACAGGAUCGGUAUAACAGUUCACAAUGGAAUGCAAAUCUGAAGAACUACGGUGGUUUCUUACUUAUCGAUACAGCCUGUCUCUGUGAUACACGCGGUGUACGCUCAGUCAUUGUCAAUUAGUAUGUGCUGUCUCAUUUUAAUAAGGGGGAAAUGCACAGCAGUAAUGGGGAGAGCAGAAAAAAUUCUUGCACCUUGUUGUGUGCUACAUUGGAAUACAAAGGCAAGAUUGCACCAUCUCCUAGGAACAAAGCAGCUUUAGAAAAUAAAUAAAAUAAAUUAAUGAAUAAAUAUUAAGAUCCACACAACUUUUCAUAGACCCUACAUCAAUCUCACUCUUUGUGCCUGUACGUUCAGUUUUUGGGUAGGGAGUAAUGGAUCUGCAGCAACCACACUGAAAGCCAAUAUAUCAAUCCUAUGCCCCCAUUCCUCCAAAUGCAGGGUCCCUGAGGGCUUUCAAGAAGAAACUUCAUAUUGCUUGGAAGAUAACUGUACAUGUUACUGUGAAUAAUGUAGUGUGUAUGCUCAUGCUGUUUGUGGAAGUGUGUUCUAUAUGUGCUGCCUGUAUUUACAGCCAUGCUUGUGUUUGUAUGGCACAUAAUGUAGCAGUGGAUAAAAUGAGUGACUGGGUUGGUAUCAUUUGGCACUGCGCUAUACAGGAAGUGUUCCGCUUUACAGCUCAGUCACGU